Messenger RNA from Oppiella nova, 1089 nucleotides. The record is from the annotation of a GenBank genome assembly. Lineage: Eukaryota; Metazoa; Arthropoda; Arachnida; Sarcoptiformes; Oppiidae.
AGCCAACUAUUGAAGGAACGGGAUCUGGAGAGGGGAGAGGUGUCCAGGGCUGCGGCACAGGCGGACUCGCUCGAGGAGAAGCUACAGGCGCUUCAGGCCGACCACCAGCGACUGGUACAGGAGGCCGACGAGGAGAUACAGGAGCUGAAGAGGUUGAACCAGGAAUACGAGGAACAACAGCUCAAACUGAACGCACAGUUAGAGGACGAGCGCAAGAAGUUGGAGGACUUGCAGUUUAGACUGGAGGAGGAGACCAUAAUGCGGUCAGAGUUGGAGUCAACCAUCGAUAAGCUCCGGGAGGACAUGGAUGUCGUGAGGGCGCAGAUGAAGGCCGACUCAGAGCUGUUGAAAAAGUCGGACUCAGAGCAAGUGGAGGCACUGGUAGACAAACUGAAGGACUUGGAGGGCAAACGGGAGGCCGAGGUGUUUGCCCUCCAGGAGGAGGUGGUCCGCAAAGAGGAGGCUGUCUUCCAGUUGGAGGCGUCGGUCGAGAAGCGUAAUACAGAGCUCCAGAACUGCCAGAAAAGGCUACAGGAGUUGGAACUGGAGUUAGACAGCACUCGGCAGCGGACUGAUAGGCAAAUAGAAUCGAUAGACGACUUGAAUAUGAGAAUCAAAAGGGAAGAGUCAUUGAAACAGCAAUUCUGUGACCAAAACAAACAAUUGACUCAACAGUUGACGGAAUGCGAGAAACGGGUCCAGAAUUUGGAGGAUAAGCUCCGGGACAUCAGCACCGGUAAGCAAACGCUGGAGUCGGUGCUCGACAAUAAGGAGGCUAUUGAGAGGCAAUUGGAGGAAAGCCUACUCGAGACCAAACAUAAAUACGAAAAGUUUGAAGCCGAAGUACACUCACUGGAGCGGGAGUUGACACAAAUCAGGUCCGUGUGCGACGAGGAGAUCCGUCGGCGACAGGACGCUGAGGACAAGUGCGCCGUCCUAUCGUCGAUGAACCACACGCUGGACUUGAAGUGCGAGGAACUCAUGCGGACGUCCGGCGCCAACUCAGACCUACUCAUCAAAAUCAACACCGAAGUGAUGGACAAACAGAAGGAGUUCCUCCAGAAGGAGAAGCACAUGCGUCAGGAACUG